AUGGGGGCGUCGAAGGCUGCAGCACGGUCUUCGACUCGGCCGCAUUCCGAGUCCACCGCGCGGCCGCGGCGCAGCUUCCACAACACGCUGCUCUUCUACUGGAGGAAGCGAGAGCAUUGCCAUGGACCUUCCCAGCCGGGAUCGGGUCGCGGAACUAGGCCCAGGGUCCUGGCCAGCACCCGGGCCUCGGGCUCUGCCUCUUCCCGAGUGCAGGCCCCAGCUUCCAGCCCCGCCUCCUCGCCGAACUCCGACUCCAGCCCCAACCCCAGCUCAGGCCCGGCCUCCGCACCGAAGGUCAAGGUGCGCACGCUGGGCUCCCGUGGCCGCGCCCGGGCGGCGGUGUGCGCGCUGGCCUGGAGGCCGAUUUGAAGGCCGUCCUGGAGGCCGGGCUGGCCCGGCAGGCAUUGCGCGGGCAACAUGGCGGCGCCCAGCGAACGGGGGCGCUUCGGUGGCGGGAACCUCUUCUCCUUCUUGCCCGGCGGCGCGCGCUCCGAAGCAAUGGAGGACCUGGUGACGGAUGCGCGUGGCCGGGGAGCGGGACGGAGAGAUGCCGCCGCCGCCUUGGCCCCGACUCCAACCCUGGCGCCGACCCCCGACUCUCAGGUCGCUGAGGACACCUCCCGGAGACGGCACUGCCGUGCCUGCGUGGACUUCAAGUCAUGGAUGCGGACGCAGCAGAAGCGUGACAGCAAGUUUAGGGAAGAUUGUCCACCGGAUCGUGAGGAACUGGGCCACCACAGCUGGUCUGUCCUCCACACCCUGGCUGCCUACUACCCUGACCUGCCCACCCCAGAACAGCAGCAAGACAUGGCCCAACUCAUACAUUUAUUUUCCAAGUUUUACCCCUGUGAGGAGUGUGCAGAAGACAUAAAAAAGAGGAUAUGUAGGAACCAGCCAGACACACGCACACGGGCAUGUUUAACCCAGUGGUUGUGCCACCUGCACAAUGAGGUGAACCGCAAGCUAGGCAAGCCGGACUUCGACUGCUCUAAAGUGGACGAGCGCUGGCGUGACGGCUGGAAGGAUGGCUCCUGCGACUAGGGGGCAGCCAGCCAGAGCCCAUGGGCUGCCUGCCUGGCCAGAGAGGGGCAGGGCACUCAUUAAAGUGUGGCAGAGCCAGAG
Molecule: messenger RNA, 1122 nt
Organism: Molossus molossus (Pallas's mastiff bat)
Lineage: Eukaryota; Metazoa; Chordata; Mammalia; Chiroptera; Molossidae
Gene: GFER
Product: growth factor, augmenter of liver regeneration
Exons: 3
Biological process (GO): liver development
Cellular component (GO): mitochondrion
Molecular function (GO): flavin-dependent sulfhydryl oxidase activity; flavin adenine dinucleotide binding
Source: RefSeq, a predicted model, not a curated record